CAUGAAUCCAUUUAGAUCAUAGAAAAAGAAGGGGAAGCCUAUUGGGAUUUCAAUAUUGAUAAACCGCCUUUGAUUGUGAUUGACCAAUUUCGAUUGGAUGAUGUAAAUUCAUUACAUGUUCAAUAAUAGGUUCACACAUAGUUUAUCGUAAAAAAAAAAAAAAAAAACACCUCAAGAAUCAUGGUUGAGUGUUGACAGCCACACAACCAAUGAACCAAAAGUAGCCAGCAGCGAGAUCCAGAUGCUGUCUAGCUGCUGCGGCCGCCAUGGCAUGGGUCCAACCAAGCUCCAAGUUAAAGCCAUUUCCGUCGGCAUCGCGCCACCUAAAAAUGGGUGAAAUGGCCAACUACGCACACGUUGAACGCUGUCUUGAAAUUGCUCCUCUACCGACCAACUGGACAUUUUCUUCAUUGCUAUAACUUUCCUCGCCUUUUCCUUCACGUAUUCCCUCUUGACUUUCCUUCUCCUUCCUUCCACGCCGCCCAUUUUCUCUUCCCAUUGAUUUAAUCGUUUAAAAAACCCUUUCUUUUUUCAUCUCAGGAGGGUUCUUCUGCCAUCCUCUGCUGCGUAUCUCACUCCUUCCCCAGAUUCCUUCUAUCUUUAUAUGCCCAGUAGGAUUUAAGCCAUUAAAGAAAUCCCUUUUUUUGUUAUCUUUCGCAGAGCUCAAUUUGGGGUUUCUUAAUAAUUUCCCAUCUGGCUUUUGGAUCAAAUUCUUCUGAGACCCGGACUGCAUGGCUUCUCCUUCUUCAUACACUUCGUUAGCGAAGCCUCCGACUCUCUUUACUCUCCAUUCCUCAUGUCUCCGGCCUCCGCCUGCCCUUGCUUCUCAGGUGGCAGGGCGCCGCCGUCUGACCUUCUCCCGUCGGCAGCAGCACUCUGGCCUCGCCGUGGCUUCUCUUACCAACUCUGCCCCGGCGAGAAAUGGGACGUAUAAAGUAGGAGAUUUCAUGACGAGGAAGGAGGAUCUGCUUGUUGUGAAGCCUUCUACAGGUGUUGAUCAAGCAUUGGAGGUUAUCGUGGAGAAGAGGAUUACAGGGUUCCCUGUGAUUGACGAUCACUGGAAUUUGGUUGGUGUUGUUUCAGAUUAUGACUUGUUAGCACUCGACUCUAUAUCAGGUACUACUAAUCUUGAAGUUAAAGUUCCCUUUUCGAGGUUUUAAAUCCUGUUGAUGUUUACCAGCAUUAUAGAUCACAUUAGCAAGAUGGACCAGGGUUGAGAUUUACGCACGUGGAAGUGAUUCGAAACUCUAAAGCUUUGCGCAUAUUCUUGCUAUCCUUAUGUUAUUUUUCGUAGUUUUCUUACCUUCUUACCUUUAUGUAGGUAGUUUGUGUAUCAAAACAUGGUAUUGCUUUGCUGUACCUUCUGGCAAUGCAAAUUUUCCUUUCUGAACCUGGUAAAACUGUAAACGUUCGAGUAUUCCUGUAAUGAUACAUUUGAAAUAGAAUUUGCAAUCAUUCUCUCUGCAAAAGAAUACUAACAUGCUGUGCUUGUCAAUUAUGCAUUGUUGAUCUCCAUUGACAAACUAGUCCUUUUAUUACUGUUUCUCUGCAGAAUUUAUUGUCUAAGCAGGUGCUAAUUUUGCCUAUUUUACUGGUAGGUUGCAAUCAAAGUGACAACAACUUAUUUCCUGACGUCGACAGUACUUGGAAAGUAUGUAUGAUCAUUCCUAUAUGAUGUUUGGUAUGCUGGGAGUUCUUACUUUUGAAGUUCAUGAGCUGGUAGAAUGGACAUUCAAUACUUUGUGUGCCCAUUAGUUUGACUUCCUCGCUAAAUGCCAGUAUGCUAAGUUUUGUGAAUCGAAUGUCUAGAAUUGGUUUCCUGCACACUUGGCAUUGUAUUCUGAAGAUUUCACUGGGAUGCAUUGCGGAAUCCACGCACGUUGCUUGAUCUUUUAAGAACUCCAAAGCUUCCUUUUGCAGAAUUGAUUUCCCUCCUCCUUUUUAGCAUUGCCAUUGCCAGUCUAAUCCCCAAUGACAAAUGCAGGCAUUUAAUGAGAUUCAGAAACUACUAGGGAAGACAAACGGUAAAGUUGUUGGAGAUCUCAUGACACCUAAUCCCCUGACCGUCCGUGAAAACACCAAUCUGGAGGACGCGGUCAGGUAUAGCUUUCACUGCUUUUUACUCAGCGCGACUCUGUCUUGCUGCCAUGAAAAUUUGGCUUUAUGUUGUAUUGUUCAUUGGAUACGAGUACAUACCAGAAGCAUCUUUUGAAACACUGUAUUCUACUUUCCCCCAAAACUCUCAGACUGCUACUAGAAACCAAGUACCGUCGGCUGCCAGUGGUUGAUGGCGACGGAAAGCUGGUAAGACUUGUAACUUGCAUUCAUGGCUUUUUCUUACACGGUUUUUCCUUUUCGUUCAUUCGAUUCUUUUGUCGUGAGUCUCAUGACACGUCUCUGUUUCAAUAUCGAAAGGUUGGGCUCCUUACGCGGGGAACUGUGGUCAGAGCCGCCCUGCAGAUGAAACGCGAAAGUCCAAGGUCGACUUUGAAUCUAUGACGACAAGCAACAAUCAUGGAGAAUGUUGUGAGAAUUCAAGCUGUAGUUAUAAUGAAUAGGGGUGAAAGAAAUGGGAUAUGAGUAGCAUAGGAUUUGCCUUGGUAGUCAGUUCAAGCAUAUGCCAUGGUUUUGUAUUAUAGAGAGUAUAUAUUAUUCUUCAUAUGAGAAUCUGGAAGUGUAACAGGUUAUGUAUGAAUCCAUGCUUGUAACCAUAUCGUCUGUCACGAUUUUCAGACUCGAGUUGUAUGAAAUUUGCCCUAUUAAGCUUCAUUUAUCAUAUGGCAUUCUAGAUUUUGUUUUUAGACAGAAAGGGUUCUUCAUUCACCAACGAGUUGAGUGCAGGUUAGAAGCUCUCCGGAGAAGCAGAGAUGGGAUUGAUAAUCGGUAUCCAAAAUUGAGGAAUGCUUUCUACAACUUGAAAAUUCUAACAACAAUAUUUACAGAAAAAACAAUCUAUACAAUCAAACUGAUGAAGAAAACCCACACCAGCAUUACGUUCCUCUGCAACAUCAUCAUGACUCUCGAAGUCAUUUCCUCCGAACAUCAUUUACAGGCUUGGUGAGGAGAAGAAUACAUUGCAUCCUCUUUC
Molecule: messenger RNA, 3088 nt
Organism: Linum trigynum
Lineage: Eukaryota; Viridiplantae; Streptophyta; Magnoliopsida; Malpighiales; Linaceae
Source: the annotation of a GenBank genome assembly